Messenger RNA from Exaiptasia diaphana, 3015 nucleotides. RefSeq names its product glutamine--tRNA ligase. NCBI's taxonomy places the organism in Eukaryota, Metazoa, Cnidaria, Anthozoa, Actiniaria, Aiptasiidae. Gene Ontology annotation, molecular function: ATP binding; glutamine-tRNA ligase activity. Gene Ontology annotation, biological process: glutaminyl-tRNA aminoacylation; translation. The record is from RefSeq and is a predicted model, not a curated record. The coding region runs from base 5 to 2713 and encodes 902 amino acids. The transcript has 28 exons. Gene Ontology annotation, cellular component: cytosol; aminoacyl-tRNA synthetase multienzyme complex; cytoplasm.
CCGCAUGUUUCUCGGAAGAGCAGUUAGUUUGUCGUCAAAAUCACAGCAAUUCUACAGGAUUUCUAGACUAACGAAACUUUCUAGCAUGUCAGAUCGUAUCUCCUUAUUCCAGGCCAUAGGCCUGAGCGAACAGAAAGCCAAAGAAACGAUUAAAAACGAAGGACUUUCGGCGAGACUCGAGGAAGUCGUAAAACAGGCCCAAAGUAAAGCAGACGAACUUGACAAGGUGUCUGGUACAAUGUUGUAUUUACUGGCAUCCAGCAGCUUAAAGGAUCAAAGCAGACUUAACUUCAUAGUGGACUACAUUGCCAACAAAAAACUCUCUUCAACUCAGCAACUUAAUGCUGGUAUUGAUUUCCUGGCAAAGAAAAACCCAGUAGGUUCCAUCAAACAAGCAGAGUUUGAACAGACUUGUGGGAUUGGCGUAGAAAUCACUCCUGAACAAAUUGAAGAAUGUAUUGAGAAAAUCAUCGAUGAGUUCAAGGAUCAACUCAAAGAAAAGCGAUAUCAGUUCAACACUGGACUUAUUAUUGGUAAAGCCAGAGAAAAGUUGAAAUGGGCAGAUGGAAAAGCUUUAAAAUCAGAAAUGGAUAUGCAGAUUUUGGAUCUUCUUGGACCUAAGACAGAGGCAGAUAAAGUGAAACCAUCAAAAGAAAAGAUCACUCCUGAACAAAUUGAAGAAUGUAUUGAGAAAAUCAUCGAUGAGUUCAAGGAUCAACUCAAAGAAAAGCGAUAUCAGUUCAACACUGGACUUAUUAUUGGUAAAGCCAGAGAAAAGUUGAAAUGGGCAGAUGGAAAAGCUUUAAAAUCAGAAAUGGAUAUGCAGAUUUUGGAUCUUCUUGGACCUAAGACAGAGGCAGAUAAAGUGAAACCAUCAAAAGAAAAGGNUGCAAAGCAAGGCAAAGGAGGCAAAAAGAAAGGAACAACAACAACUGACAAGAAAACRUCUACAGUUGUUAAUGGUGACUGCAGUGAAGAUGGAGGUCUUACAGGAGAGUUUGCAAAAUUCCACAAACCCGGUGAAAACUAUAAAACUCCAGGGUACGUUGUCACUCCUAAAACUAUGAAGCUGAUGGAAGAACAUCUCAACAGGACUGCUGGGAGAAUUCAGACAAGAUUUCCACCAGAACCUAAUGGUAUUUUACACAUAGGACAUGCUAAAGCCAUCAAUGUCAGCUUUGGGUAUGCCAAGGCCCACAAUGGAGUGUGCUAUCUAAGAUAUGAUGACACAAACCCUGAGAAGGAAGAAGAACGAUUCUUUAGAGGUAUUCUUGACAUGGUGCAGUGGUUAGGAUUCAAACCUUGGAAGAUCACUCAUGCUUCUGAUAACUUUCAGCAGCUGUAUGAGUAUGCGGUUGAACUCAUCAAAAGGGAUCUAGCAUAUGUCUGCCAUCAGCAGUUUGAAGAGAUCAAAGGUUUUAAUCCACCACCUAGUCCAUGGAGAGAUCGUCCAAUAGAGGAAUCUCUAACGUUAUUUGAGGAUAUGAAGAAAGGAAAGAUCGAAGAAGGACAGGCCACUCUUAGAAUGAAGACAACACUGGAGGAYGGCAAGGCUGACCCUGUAGCGUACCGCAUCAAAUUUACACCACAUCAUAGAACAAAAGACCAAUGGUGCAUUUAUCCCACGUAUGAUUUCACUCACUGUUUGUGUGACUCUCUUGAGGAUAUCACGCACUCACUGUGCACCAAGGAAUUCCAGUCCAGACGAUCAUCGUACUACUGGCUGUGCAAUUCCCUUGACAUCUACUGCCCUGUUCAGUGGGAAUAUGGAAGGCUCAAUCUAGGCUACACUGUUGUUUCUAAGCGUAAAAUCGGUAAACUGAUCAAGGAAGGCAUUGUUAGRGACUGGGAUGAUCCAAGACUGUUCACCCUCACUGCUCUCAGAAGACGGGGUUUUCCUCCUGAAGCCAUUAAUAACUUUUGUAGUAAGGUGGGUGUGACGAUGGCCCAGACAAUGAUUGAACCGCAGAUGUUGGAAGCUUGUGUAAGAGAUGAGCUUAACGUAACUGCUACAAGGRUUAUGGCAGUAUUGGAACCYKUGAAGGUCAUCAUCAAAAACUUCCCAUCGGAYAAACCAAUAGAAGUCGAMGUUCCCAACAUUCCUCAGGACCCCAGCAAAGGAUCCCAUAAAGUACCCUUUGACAGGGUGAUAUACAUCGAAAGAAACGACUUCAAAGAGGUUGGUGAGAAAGAUUUUAGACGGUUGACAUCGAACCAGACAGUCGGUCUACGCCACGCUGGUUACGUUAUCAAAACUGAAAAAGUAAUAAAGAAUUCUAAUGGUGACGUUACAGAAGUGGAGGUCACGUGCGAAUCAGCUACAUCGACAGGAAAACCAAAAGCCUUCAUCCACUGGGUUUCUUUACCAAUCACCUGUGAAGUUCGUCUGUACGACAGGCUAUUUCAUCACAAGUUCCCUGAAGAUCCCGAGGAGGUCCCCGGUGGAUUCAUCACUGAUUGUAAAAAGGAUUCUCUAACUGUGAUCUCCGAUGCCUURGUCGACGUAACGGCCAAAGGAGCCAAAGUUUAUACCAAAUAUCAGUUUGARCGUUUGGGGUAUUUCUGCGUGGAUCAGGAUACGUCMAAAAAUAAGGUAUUGUACAAAAACAAAUGMGCGAAGGUUUUAAAGGGCUAYGGUCCACCAGCAUUCCUUUCGCGCUUUUACUUAUGUUUGAUGGACGCGGAUUGCGAAUGGAUAUUUCUCCAUAUAUGAAAAAACACGGCCGCAUUGAAUUCUUGUGGCCUUAAGAUAGUUUCUUCUUUAUAAAUGUACAUGGAAUUAAUUUUUACUGUUUUGUUUCCUUUUUGCAGCUUGUUUUCAAUCGAACUCUGCCCCUAAAAGAAGACUCGGGCAAGAAUUGAGACGAAAUUCACAAUUUAAAUUCCUAAUACUGCAGCUUGUGCAGCAAGCAAGCUUUGUCAUUCUCGUAAGAAGAGCCUGCUGUUGCAUACCACACAGGAAUCCCGCUAUAAUAAGGAUUUAUUUUAUUUUAUUAUAUUUUCGUACAACCGGAA